UAUUUCGGACUCAGUAUGUACAUUGACGGAUUUUAAAUUCGGUGUGAAACUUGUUAUGUACAUGUAUUUAAUAGCUUAACAUUACAUAGUGAAGUGAACUAUUUGUUCCCUAUGAAGUAUUGAAGACUUGCUGGAUUUUUAAAUUCGCCAGUGAAACUUUUUUGAUAUUAAAGUGCCGGCUAUUUCUGUGGAAAUAUUCUCAACUGAAGGCAGACAGGAAUUUUCUGUUGGGGCCACAACAUCUGUUUCCAACUUAUUCCAGCAACUUAAUUGUUAAUUUUGCUUGGGAUGCAGUAACCACACUGGUUCCUUGCUGAACACUUCAUCUUAUCAAAUGAAGGGGAUUGGUAGCGGAACCUAGUAGUGAUUGGACCACAUCAACGCUUUCAAGUGUAUCUUAGCGUGGCACAAGCAACAAACAUUGGGGGAGGAUACCACCCUAGUUUGUCAUAACUACACAUCAUCACAGGAGUAAAGUCUGUAGUGGCCUUCUGUUACUGUUGUAUGCUGUGGGAUAGCUAAUAGUCGGCCCUGAGAGAGGGAACAGAAGAUAAGGCAUUCCAUAUUAAUGUUAUUACGCACACACAGGUAGUGUGUUGAUGAUGGUGUCAUUAUAAUAGCAUCUCAUUGCCACAAUCACAUGUAUCACAUGGAGCUAUGCAAACGUACUAGGAAAUAUACAUCCUUGUCGACUAGUGCCGAGGACAUUCUGGAUGGCCUAGAGAGUAAAAGAAUUCGGAUAGCGUACAAUUCCUCAAACUUGAAAACGUGUAAUCCGAUGGAAAAUGAUUCUGGGCAAAUCUCAGAUGGAAAUAGUGUGUUAGAGGAGAUAUCAGCGUCCAGUGUCGCUAUGAUCCAGAAUGGCACCCAUCUGAAUGGGAUUGUAGAUACGACUAGUUUAGGAGGAACCAUGAAUUCUCAGCCUCAAAAAACAGAACCAGAUCCAGAUGCCAUCAAGAUGUUUGUCGGUCAGAUUCCCAGGUCCAUGGAUGAAGCUGAUCUCAAGAAAAUGUUUGAAGAGUUUGGUCCAGUGUUUCAGUUAAAUGUGCUGCGGGAUAAAGGAACAGGACAGAGCAAAGGAUGUUGUUUCGUCACCUUUUUUACGAGAAAAGCAGCAUUAGAUGCACAGAAUGCUUUACACAAUAUCAAAACAAUGGCUGGGAUGCAUCAUCCAAUACAGAUGAAACCUGCCGACAGUGAAAAAAGAAAUGAGGAAAGAAAACUUUUUGUUGGAAUGGUGUCAAAGAAAUGUUCAGAAAAUGAUGUGAGAAUGAUGUUUGCACCGUUCGGGACGAUAGAGGACUGUACAGUGUUACGAGAUCAGAACGGCCAGAGUAAAGGUUGUGCAUUUGUAACAUAUGCGAACAGACAAUCUGCACAGAAUGCCAUAAAGAGUACCCAUCAUUCCCAGACCAUGGAGGGUUGUACGUCGCCAGUUGUUGUUAAAUUUGCCGACACACAAAAAGAAAAAGAACAGAAAAAACUUCAACAAAUGAGUGCCAACCUUUGGAAUAUGUCCGUAGGAAACAACAUGGCCCCACAGUAUCUCACUCUGCUGCAACAAGCUGCUGCUGCCGGGGGAAACAUGGGAAACAUGGGAGGAAACAUGGGAGGAAACAUGGGAAACAUGGGGAUGCUACAGAACAUGAACAAUAUGGGGAGGAUAAACCAAAAUGAUAACGGUUCUAAUUCUCUCGGCGUCCAGCAAUUGCUAAUAGCAGCAGCUGCGGCUGCUGCUAGCAACAACCCAGGAUUGCUAGCGGCCCUUGCGGGGCUGAGCAACAGUGGCAAUAACUCCACCCCUACUUCUCCCACGAGUAUGAGUACCGGAGCUAACACUGCCAAUCGCUCCAACAUGGGGUCAGGCCAAGGUGACGGUGCAUCAAACAAUCUUCAUCUGCAGAAUCUGCAGAGUUUGGCAGCAUUAGCUGGUGCAGCAAACAAUGCAGGUGCCCUCAACACACUAGGGAUGCAGAAUUUAGCAGCAUUAGGGGCAACGAGUUCAGCCAAUGUAUCUGGUUCGUUAGGCACUUCAUCUAAUUCCCUGGCUGGAAUUACAGGCCUCCAGAACUUUGGUAACAACAAUUUAUCGUCCAGUGGCAUGGCCAACAAUAUGAAUGGUCUGGGCUCCAACCCAAACUCGGGUAUGGAUGCCCUAAGCCAAGCCUAUUCCGGAAUUCAGCAAUAUGCAGGUUUGUCGGGUUUACUCAGUCCAGGUAAAGCAUCUUUCCCGAAUGCCUUCGGUAGCCAGACAGCACAGCAGCUGCAGCAGGUGGCUAACUCACCGGCAGGCAAACAAACUGAAGAAGCUGUCUCAAGAAAACUGAAGACCGGCCUCUAUUCAAGGAAUGAGGGUCCAGAAGGUGCUAACUUGUUCAUUUACCACCUACCUCAGGAAUUCAGUGACCAAGACCUAAUGCAGACCUUUCUGCCCUUCGGAUCAGUGAUUUCUGCUAAAGUCUUCAUUGAUAAGCAGACAAACCUCAGCAAGUGCUUUGGAUUUGUGAGUUACGACAACUCUGUCUCGGCCCAUGCUGCCAUUCAGGCCAUGAAUGGGUUCCAGAUUGGAAUGAAGAGGCUGAAGGUGCAGCUCAAACGACCAAAGAAUGACAGCAAGCCGUACUGAACUUGUCCGACUGUUAUGACAACGUGGCGUUGACGUGAAGUGGUGUGUCCCCGUGUCCACGUGCCGUACGUCCUUCAUGUUUACAUAACUCAUCGCUAGCCUGUAUGAUUGACAAAAACUUUAAUGUCGCAUAAAUACGUAAGUGUCCCUCAGCAAACCACAGUCCAUCCAGCUCCGUCUGUCUAUGUCCGUCACGCCGGGCAAGUGGGCCCAUGGUCAACACCGACACACAUAUAUAUAUACUGUACACUUACAACUGUCGUCGUUUGUUGUCCUGUUCAAAGUUGAUUACAUGUGCAGGCUCCUGUAACCAAGUCACUGGGUUGCCAUAUAUAAUAUUGGAAAAAUUAUAAUUGUAUGACAUUGUACUGUAAAAAAAAUAUUGUCAUUUUUUUUUUUAAUUGUAAAGUAUUAUACUGUCAAUUUAGAUACAUGUAUAUGUCGGUGUAAAUAUAUAGUACAGUUUUGCUUUUAGAUAUAAUCACAUUAAAGUGCAUGUAUCGUAUUUGUUAUCGUCUUCAGUGUAAACAUGACGAGAAAUACCAAAGAAAUAUUGAUUUAAUCACUAUGUCGACCGUGGCAUCCAAAUGGUGCCUGAUGUUAAAUUAACAGGAUGCUCUAUAUCAAAAGCUAUAGGCAUCAGGAUUUAACUCACCAUAGCUUUGCAUGCAAUACAACUCAUUAUCUGUGCCUUUUGGACGAAACUCUUACCUCCAUCCCUCCCCAUCAGAGAACAGUGGUAGACACUUGUCAUUAGAUGGUAAAAGUCAUUGCAAGUCUGUAGGGGUGGUGAGGUACAUACACUCAAUUAACAUGUAGAAUAUAUUACAGUAAUCUCUUAGCAUUAUAUGCAAACUGUUGGACUGCCAUUUGUAUCAUUUGAAUGUUGCCAUUUAUGAUAAUAUUGAAGUUUUUUUUUAAAUAUUUAAAAAAAAAUAGGAAUAAAACUGGAAUUUUCUAUAUUUAAAAAAAAUAAAAAUUUGAUGCAGUUAACAAUUUUAUUCAAAAUCAUGAACAGGUUUAUUGUAGAAGAUAUCGGGUAUCUCAAGAUUAUCAUAAACAUCAGAUUUAUUCUGAUUUGAUCUCAAACAUGAUCUGAUACAUGUCAAACCAAAAAAUAGAUUCAAGUUUAUAUCGCAUACCUAGAGUAGACUUCAGUAGUGAAAAGUUAUGACAAGUAUUAAGUGUAUAAGGCAUCAACUAUCAAGUAGUAAUGAUUUGUGCGUAGCAAUUUAUACAUAAUGUACUUAGAUUUUUGUAAUAAAAAGUAGCCAUGGAAUUUAGGUUCCUCCAUUCAAUAUCCUGUGAAUUUCUCAUUAUCACAUCUAACAUUUAAAUCAUUUUCAACUUUCCUGAAACAGUUGGGAUGUUUUUAGGGGUAAUUUUAAUACCAAAUUAGGCAGUAACAGCUGUACCCAGUGCUUGCCAUACAUGUGCAGUAGCUCUAUCCCUGUUGAAUAUUACCCACCCAUGUGUUUCAUAGUUUUGCUUAAUUAAACUGAGUAUUAAAAAGGUUUGUUUUGUCAUAGAAGUAUAUGUCUAAUUGAACAGUUUUGUGGAGUUUUUUCAUGUCAUUGUCGAUGGUAUUUGUAAGUUUGCAUCAUUCAGAUGGAUAUACAUAAUAUUACGAAGUAAGUUAUUUUUUUUGUGUGGGUAUAUUCAGUGAAAAGAAUUGUCAAAGAAAAACAAUAAAAAAACGUGUUUGACAGUAUAGAUAUUGUAUUUAAUAUGGCAAAAAGUCUUGUCGGAGAAUUUAUGUUUAUAUAAUUGCUUGUGAUGGUUGUGGUAAUGAGAGAUGUAAGGAAAUGUUAAUCUGAUGACGCGAUUCUCUGCGUCUAGUUAUGGCAGCCCAGUGGUUUGGUUCCAUGGCUGUUUAUCAAAUAUCUUGAACUAGUGCUUGUAAGCUUACUAUAUUGUAAUGUGUAGUGCCAGGUGUUUGUUAAAAACGUUUCUCCAUAAGUAUGUUUUUUUGUGGUCAUUGUUUGCAGUGUUAUAAACAAAAAUAUUGUAAAGAACUAUUUCCUCUUCAUCUGUGUUGGAAGAGAGAGAGAGAAAAACAUAUAUAUAUUGUUAUGGUUUUGUUAAACGGUGUGAGAAGAAUCAAAAUGUGGUUAUUUCUUUUCUUGUAUAACCCGAUUUCAAUAUUUUUUCUUCAUUUUUUGUUUGGCAAGUAUUGCACUUUGGUGAAUGUUGAUGUUUUGGUACACGGUUUUGUGUCUUGAUAUUUCAAAUUAUAUAUCAUAUAUCAUGUGAAUGGUGAAUAAUGUUUUGAUGUGAGUUUGAUAUUCAAACUAAAAUCUGAAUCUAUAAAUACUACUACUAAGUUGAGCUGUUUCUGGCUGGCAAUCUCACUGACAUUACUGUGUAGCAUCGGGCACAGCACAAGAUCCAUGUGUGUUGUUUUCAUUGUCUGUCUAGAGAAACCAUAGCCUGCCAUGUUUUGCCCAAUGUUUUAAAGCAUUUACCUUGAUAUUAUUGACUGUUCAUUUUAAUUCCUCAUUUAAUAACUGCCUCUUAAAAAAACAACACCUUCACUUAAAAAAGUGGAAUAAAUAUGUAGGUAAUAAUAGAUAAUACGAAUCUAAAAUUAUUAAAGGGGAGAUAACUGUUGGAAACAGAAAGCAUUCCUUAUAGAAGUGGAGCUAUUUUCUGACCUGCUUUGGUACAUCCUCAAGCUAGCUAGUGUCUUUGUUAAGCUAUGUAUACCUUCACAAGUUACUCCUCAGUUCAAGAGCAGUUCUGUCAGUCCUAAUGGUUGGUUUGUUUGUGAUAAAUGCUUUAGACAUUGAACCAUUUACAUGUUUCGUGUAUAACUGUGUGUUCUAAGCACAGCUGUGAUCGGAAAUGACAAUCGAAUGUUUUUGUGUUAUGUUCACUGCUGAACGUGAUUCCUGUCGACCUGCCACUUGGUUUUCAUCGUAUUAUUUAUUACCUGUUCAAGGGAUUCAAUUUCUGAUUUUCUCAGCAAGCAUACUAUCAUAAAUUUAGAUAUACAUUUAGUACCGAGCUCUGAGUCUAUUGAAAGGGAGAGAGGUAGAGAGAGGGAAAAUGAACAUUGUUAUGUUUUAGCUUCAUAUCCAUUCAGUAUAUACUCACACAGUGUAAAAUCAAAUCAUUUGAAACUUAGCAAUAUUUAAGCUAAUUAAAGAUUGUAAAUCAAAAUGGCUACGAAUCAAAAUGGCAGGUUGCUGGAUGUUUGUUUCUAUCAGACAUAAGUGCCUUAUUCAGUACCAUUUUCACACUGUUAUUGAUGUACUAACAGCCUGUAGACCUCGGAUCACAUUCAUAUUGAAAGGACCAAGCAGAAUAUAGCUAAUCGUUUGUAACUAAUAUAUAUUAUGGUAAAAUUGUUGAGGAGAAAAAUUUGUAACCUUGUAUUUAAAACAAUGAUAUCACGAGAAAAAAAUGUAAAUGUAGGCUGAUAAAUAUUUUUUAAGCUCCAACAUUCAGAUGUUAAGUUUAAGAUGAAGUUUUUUUUAAAAACUUGAUUGACCGUUUGUAAAUUUUCUGUGUUUGUCCGUGUUUGUUCAUAGAUAAACAAAACAUUCUGUGAUAACCAAGUCUUGACACAAUAGAGAAUUAUCUUUGUCCAACAGGAGAAUCCUUUGACUAGACAUGUAGGUGUUUUGGGGAUUUCUGUGGCUAUAUUUACGUAGAGGAGUCUCCUUAAAGAUAUAUUUAGAAGCAAGGGGGAAUCCCUGUUGUCUGUAUAUAGUGUUAGGGGAUUCCUUUAUGCUAUAUAUAGGUAUGCCAGUGAGAUUGACUGCCAGUGAUGCUGAAGGUACUCAGGAAUACGUGUACAAAACUUGUGUUUGUCGGUGAAACUGUCCAUGUAUUCAGUAGUUACAAUACUGUCGCAGACAGGAGUUAGUUCAUAUCUAUCAGAUAAGUGUUUAGUGUCCUCUAAUAAUUGAUGGAGUCCGUUUUAAUUACUUAAAAAGGUGAUGUUGAGGAAAUGUGAACGUCCGUAUACUUAAAGGAAGCGUUUGUUCUCUUGGGAAAAUACCAGUUUUUACCAGUUGUUUGUUUCUUACUUAAGGUGUGGUAAAGCAAUAUGUUUUUACUCUUCCACUGGGAUCGGACCGCUUUCGGACUUGACGUCCAUCGCAAACUGUCCGUCGCGGAUCCGUCCUGUGGAAGGGUGAUAUAGAACACAGAUAAUUUUAACUUUUCAACCAGCAGUUCAUAUGGGGCUGUUUCAUGUCAUAGAUCAUUGGGAAAGACAUCUUCCCUGCGGCCAUUCAAUACAACAAAAAUAGACUUAAACUAUCUUCUUUUUAUAUGAUAGCAUAAUAUUCCAUAGUUCAAUUUUGAUAGUCACAGCCACAUAUGAAAUUGUCAUAGGUGAACAAAAUUAUUUCUGUUUAAUACGUGUUCUGGUAGAUAGGAAUUUUUAAACACUGCAUUAGGGCUACAUCAUAGGUCCAAAUGCAACUGUACAUGCAAUCUGAAUGUUUUAUUUUGUUUCCAGAUAUUUUAUAUGAAAAAUAUUGACUUGUAAAAGGUAUUGGAAAGAUGUGUAGUAUUUUAUCCCUGUAAUUGAGCGUUACAUGUGCUUUGUGGUAUGUUUAGAAUCUAUACCCUACCUUGUUACAUGUUCCUGGUAUUUUAAAUAAUUCUAUUUGUAAAACCACACCUUGGUAGAAAUUGUAAGCAAAUUACUCAACAGAGCUGUACUUAAGGUAGAUGUCCUUGAAAUUUGUCAUCAAAAAUUGAUCUCAUAAAUCAAAAUAUCUGAUUCACCAGAUGCUUUUUGUAUAAUAGUUAUUAUGAAAAUUGAAAAAAAGGAAUGAGAAGAAACCUGUCUACCCAAUGAGAACUUGAUCAUUGUAGGAUCUUUUUAUUAGAAUAGCAAAACUCAAGGACAUUUACCAUGUUUCUGGGAUGUGGUGAUGUUUUUGUGAAGAAAUGUUUGUUAGAUAAUUAUUUUGUUUAAUAGCUUACCAUGCUGAAUAUUUGGUGUGGCAAAGUUAGUUUAGUUUGCUCAGAAGAUGUAAGGGAACUCUGUACCAGUGACCUAAUUUUAAACUUUUUUUUUUUGUUAUUUAAAAAUUUCGAUAGGAUAAAAAGUUGAUAGGGUAUUGUCUCACUUGUUUAUAUUUUUACCUGCUUAUAUUAAAUCAUGUGUAUGUCAAAUUGUCCAUCUCAUGCAUAUGAGUUAAUAGUAAUAAUGAUUAUAUCUAAUGGAAUAGAAAACUCCACAUGUACAUGACAGUGUGAAAAUAGACAUAUCAUUUUCUGCCUUGAUUUAAAACUGUGAUCAGGAGACUUCUCGUAAACAUUCUAUUGGUAUAUGACUAAUUUAUCCUCAAAAUAGCUGGCUUUUAAGUAAACCAAAGCAACUCUUCCCUUGUUACUCCCUGGAUGUCCUGUCCGCAGCAUCUGUACAAAACCACUCCAAAAUAAUAUUGAUUCUUUCAUUCUGAAAGAUAUGUCGCUGGAUUGAAUUAGGAUGAAGAGAAAAAUGUCACUGUUGUCAUUUCUUCUGGAUCUUAGCAGGAUUAUAGCUGUUUAAUCUACAUUCAAUCUCUAUUGGAUUUUCUCUUCAACAUAAACGUUUUACUCCAGUUUUGAGCUAUGAUAGUAUAUAAUAUAUCUCUCUCACUGUUACCAUUUAGGAAAUUUAUUCACGAUAUAAAAAUAUCACAAAAUCAAAAGUACGUUCAACUUAAAUGCUAGCAUAUUGUGACAAGUUCAAAGAGCCAUACAGUAUUUUGUAGUAGAUGAUUAACAUUUUAGUGAUUCUGUCGUAGAAUAGUGUUUCACGUCACAGUAUACAUUAUAUAAUGAAUAUCUAGUCAGUGAUAUCUGUCUUAAAUAAAUAUACCAUACUUAAACUCUCCAUAUAACAAAUAUAAUAGCACAUUAAUUAAUGGAAAAAAACCCAAACUAUUUGGUGUUUUUUUUCAGUCAUAUGUAUAACACUUUUUAAAAUAGUUAAAAAUCUCUGUAGCCUUCAGACGAACACUGAAUAUCUUGCCUGGUAGCCAUAUUUGGUCUGUGCUAAUCUGAAGUCGUUGCUACCAGAGUGUAAACUAGGCAUUUUAUCAUAGCUCUGACAAAGGCUGCUUAUAAUGGGCUAAAAUUGAGUAAUUGUAAAAAAAUUCACAUGUCUAUAUUACUAUUAUUACAAAUAAAAAGCAUUUAUUUCAUAUAAACCAGACUUAGUAGAAAAAGAUCAUGGAAGAUCAUGGAAGAUCAUUGUAUGUUUUUAUUUGGUUUUCCUCUUGUCGACCUUAGCGAAGGGCGGGCAGGAAAUGACCGCGUUACUUUCUGAGUAAGAAAGCAGUAAGCCACCUUUGUUAAAUAUUAGUUAUGAAUUGUGUUGUGGUUUGGCUGUGUACAGAAUCGUAUGCCAUUAAACAGUUUCAAAUAAA
Molecule: messenger RNA, 9003 nt
Organism: Mizuhopecten yessoensis (Yesso scallop)
Lineage: Eukaryota; Metazoa; Mollusca; Bivalvia; Pectinida; Pectinidae
Product: CUGBP Elav-like family member 2
Exons: 19
Coding region: 641-2626 (661 amino acids)
Biological process (GO): mRNA splice site recognition; regulation of alternative mRNA splicing, via spliceosome
Cellular component (GO): cytoplasm; ribonucleoprotein complex; nucleus
Molecular function (GO): mRNA 3'-UTR binding
Source: RefSeq, a predicted model, not a curated record